Molecule: messenger RNA, 7078 nt
Organism: Chrysemys picta bellii (western painted turtle)
Lineage: Eukaryota; Metazoa; Chordata; Testudines; Emydidae
Source: RefSeq, a predicted model, not a curated record
ACCUCAAUAAGGGUUCUUCAAAAUACAGCCAGCUCUCCUGGACUCCUUUCCCCCUCAUGCUAUUCUUCGAGGGAAUCCUGCCCAUCAGGAUGAGUUUCAAGUGAGUACAAGUAUUAAGGCAUUAAAGUCUAGGGCAACUCUUCAGUCGCUGGGCAUCUACAAGCUAGGACAAAAAAGAGGGUUCAGUCCCCAAUCCAAGCAUAGACUGCGCACAUCUCAGUACAUAGCUCAAUGCCACUAUGAGCCACAGAGAAAGUAAGGCAAAUUCCCCAAGCAUAAACCAUCUGGCCCACCAUCUUCAUCAUCCCAGCCUCUACAGCCAAACACCAGUUUUGACGGGUGGGUCAAGGCACUGUUAGACCGCUCUGCCCAGCUAAUUCAGCAGACCAUCGCUUUACAUCCAUUUGGUCACUGAUUGGCAGCAUUCCACAGUGCCUGGGAACGCAUAACAUCAAACUGAUGGGUCUUUGAGAUCGUUCAAACUGGGUACUCCAUCCAUUUUACCUCCCUUCCCCAUCCCUCUUCAUGGACUCUUCUCAUGAGAGUUUACUGCGAUAAGAGGUAGAUGGUCUUUUCCAAUUAGGAGCCAUAGAACCGGUACCUCAAAAUCUAUGAGGCAAAGGGUUCUACUCUCAUUAUUUCCUAAUACUCAAAAGGAAGGGAGGUUGGAUACCCAUACCAAACCUGAGAACUCUCAAUAAGUGUGUCAAUGCUCAAAAGUUCAAGAUGGUCACCUUAUCAACGAUCAUUCCAGCACUGGAACAGGGAAAUAAGUGUCCUGAAGAUCAGAGGUUGAAAACCAGUUUUCAUAUUUUCAGUCCUGCCGACUCUCAGAUGAUUUCUCAGAUUCACUGUGGGCCAAGAACACCACCAACACAGGGUGAUUCCCUUCAGCCUAUCAUCGGCCCUGAGAGUAUUUUCCAAGGUCCUCUCAGUGGUGGCCAGUCACCUGCGCUCCAAAGGGAUCAUGAUUUAUCCAUACCCGGAUGACUGCCUCCUCAGAGCCCAAUCCCUCCAAGAGGCUCACCAAGUCACCAAAGCUGCAAUGCACUUGUUUAUGGAACUUGGCCUACAGAUCAACACCCAGAAAUCAACCCUCACUCCAGUACAAUGGCUGGAAUUAAUAGGUGCCAACUUCGACUCGUUACAGCCUAGACCUUUCUUACCUCAACACAGGUUCCUCUCCUUGGUCACGUUCAUAGAGACCAUUCAGAGCAGCCCGCAAAUAUCAGUCAGACUCAGUCUCCAACUCUCGAGGCAUAUGGCAGUGAGCACAGCGGUGAUACCACAUGCCAGGAUUCACAUGAAAUGCUUUCAAAUGUGGUUCAGCUCAGUUUACAGACCAAACAGACACAGACUAGACAAGCCCCUGUCACCACCCACUAGGAUCAAAAACUCCAUAGACUGGUAGAAGGAGCCAGCCAAUGUUUGGAAAGGGAUCCUCCUCUUGCAAGCCCCACCGUCGUUACUUCUCACCACUGACACAUCACAAAUAGGAUGGGGCGUGCAUCUAAACGGCCUCACAACACAAGGCAGGUGGUCGCCGAUGGAGAUAUCUCUUCACAUCAGUCUCCUCAAGCUAGGAGCAGUCAGGAUCACCUCUGCCCAUUUCCUCUCACUGAUCAAAGGAUCCCAUAUGAAGAUCCUAAUGGACAAUAUAGCCUGUCUGUACUACAUUAAGUGAUGGGGGAGCCCUCCCUCUCUGUGGAAGCGAUGAGGCUAUGGAACUGGUUCAUCUCCCAUGACGUCCUACUGUCUACAGCUUACCUCCCAGGCACACAAAAUUCAAUAGCGGACAGUCAGUUGCAAAUUCCCACACGACCACAAGUGGGAAAUAGACCCAACAACACUUCAUGACCUAUUCAGAUGUUGCAGGACACUGUCCACAGAUGUGUUCACCACUCACUUGAACAAGAAAUGUUCACGCUACUGCUCCAGAGUGGGGAUAGGACAGCAUUCCGUGGGCGAUGCUGUCCUCCUCCCCUGGGAUAGGGACCUUCUCUACAACUUUCCUACAUUUUACCAUGAUAUUAUUAACAGUUAGUUUUUUCAAAUGAUACCUUACAAAGCAUAUUUUAUACAAAGAUUAUUACAGUAGUGUGUAGGGUGUAAAUAUAGGAGUAUAUUCUGUUACAAUAGGCCACCCCAAUUAAGCAACUUCUGCUACGUGUAUCUUGACUUUGUAAGAACAGUAUUGUUCUGUGUUUAUGUGAAAGAGAUUUUCAAAGGCAAAAAUGGGAACGAGGUUCCUAACUGUCAUUUGUGCCUUUUGAAAAUCUCCCCUGUAACUUAUUGUAUAACUAUUUUCUGAAGACUGACAUCUUAUUUCUUUGUUGCUUCAUUCUUUUCAGGUACUCAUGUUCCACUGAGAUGUUAGCAACAGGUGGACACUUCGAACUGAUGUACAUGAGGCAACAAGUGAUGCAUUUUGCCUCAGCUGUCAAUAAUUAAUUCUUAUUAAUAUUUAAGAAUGUGCCUGAGGUUUUAGAAGUCUUGGUAGAUACAUUUGUGAAAUUCUGCAGGUGUAACAAUGCGGCAGAAUUUUCUUUUUUUAUUAUAUUUAUCUACUUUCUCAGACUGAUUUUUUUUGUUUUGUUUUUUAAGGCAAGAAGAUAAGACUGUUUUAUAUAUAAAAUGCAUUAUGUAAAGAAAACAUCUGGGAUGUGGGGCUCAAUAAUAGCAUAGAUUCAGUGUGCUACAGGAAGUCUUUAAAUUUCAGCAAAAAGAUUACAAAGAAUUAUGAGAACAUAAGUUAGAAAUGGAAAAGACCAGCUGGAUUAUUUCUAGGAGGUCAGUGCAAGAUUAUUCCGCGCAAUCAUUUUCUAGUGUUUAGUCUUGCUUAUUUUUCAAAGUCUCGAGUGAUGGCCUUUUCACGAGAUCUGUAGGGAAACUAUGUUCCACAACCUAAUAUUGCUCACUUUCAGAAAAUUUUUCUUAAUGCUUUGUAAUGAAUAGAAAAGAACACAAAGGAAUUCCUAUUUGACAGAAAUAAGUAAUUUUUUUGCAUGUGAUAAUUCUGUUUUUUUGUUGAGUGAUGGUAUAAUUCAUUUCUUUUUGGGGAAAUGGUGCACUGAAAUUGCUAACUGGGAUCCAGUUAAUUGAACUAUUAAAGUUAUGUUUUUGUGUGUCUUGGGGGACAAUAAAAUAAGCAGGAAAAUAUGAUCAGAAGUAGUUUAAAACUGAUAAAGACUACGCAGGAGCUGGCCUUCUUGAUGUUUAAGAGGAAGGGCAUUAAUAGUAUCUAAGCUAAUGCCAGAUAACACUUGGGAGUUCAAAAAGAGACUCUUAACGAUCCGAAGAGGAGUAGAGCCUAUCUGCAUGGAGUCCAGGGGUAAGUGAGAUGAGAAAGGAGGGAGAGAGAAGGAAGCAUGAGAGCUUAGAUGCUGAUUUGAACCUAGAGUUUUUAAUCAAGGAAGUUAAGGAAGGACAAGGCUGGACUUUUAGUUUGUGAGAUCUUCUAAAAUGAAUUUUUUGUAUAACACUCAUUCUGCCUACCCAGUGAGGUCCCAUUAGGUGGAAUUGUGAAGCUGUGUGAUAUACUGUUUUAAUGUAAUCUUUUUUCAGGAUUGUGAAUAAACUUAUUUUUAGCUUGAGACUGCAUUGGGGGGGGGAGGAGGAGGGGCUUCCACAGCUUCCCCUCCCCUAUUUAUCCAGGUCCCUCCAGCAAUUCCCCUGCUGGGACCAUACCGCUUCCAGCCAGUUUGGGGGGGCUUAAAUUAAUUGUGGUGCAUUCUCAAAGGAAGACAGCAUAAUCAAAGGAAAAUGUACAUUGAUGACCAGGGAAAUUAUUUUAAUGGUGAGAUCUUUUAGAUUCUGGAAAGAAAUGUUAGUCACAGUAAUUCUGUUUGCCAUAGUUCCUUCUCCUCCCUUUGUAGUCAAAGAGACAAAGCACCAUGACGAUGCUACCUAUCAGGAACCAAGGAAGCAAAAGUUUUGCUAAUUGUGCUGCGUAUGUAAGGCCCCAGACCAUCUACGUCCCUCAAGUCAGAGACAUCCAAAGCAUGAAUUUAUCUGAGAUAAAUGAAGUAUAGCUGGGGGAGAGAAUUCAGGAAUAAGAUGAGUGGGAAGAGAGACAGCAACCUGAUUUUUACAGCUUGACGAUUUCCCCUUAUUUUAUGUCCAUCUUUUCCAACUCUACUCACAGAGAUACUAUAGAACAGGGGUAGUCAAUAGGUAGACCUCCAGCCAAAUCCAGACCGCCAGACGCUUUUGACUUCUUUGGCUUCAGCCCUGGCCGUUAGAACAGCAGCCAGUGGCCGGAGCAGUAGCCAGCAGUCAGCCCUCGGCAGCAGGGCAGAGACUAUUAGUCUGUCCCCCCUUCCCCCCCAGCUAUUUUUAAUAAAAAAUAGAGACAGGUCAUGGGCUUCCAUGAAUUUAUUAUCAUUAUUGUUGUUUUUGUAUUAUUUUCUCUGGAAUCUGGACCUUGGUUAUACCUUGACCAAGAAAUUUGGACCGUGACAAACAAUAAUUAAUUACCCAGGUAUAGAAAAAGCAGUGGAUGUAACAAACAAUACACUGAAGGGGCAGGCUUCUUUUACUGAGUCAUCUGCAAUAAUUUGAGUGAAGGAACUACUCGUAGAAGUAGAAUCCAGCUGCUAAUACAUGGAGACGACUGUCUUGCUGCCUUAUGCCCAAAAGUGGAUACAUCUCUGGAGGAGUGACAUUGGACAAACUCCAAGGUUCUGCUUUAGAUCUACAUUUUAGUGAUAUAAGUGUUGCAUCCUUAGAUCAAGAAUUAGAAGAUCAAGAAAACAGUGACCUUGGAUUAACAAGUCAAAGGUUACUGGGAAGUUCAGCUCCUGUCAAUAUUCCAGGUUCUGUUGCUCGUUCCUCAUCUUUACAUUCAUCAUCUUCCCUUUCAACCUCUCCACUCAGUUCUCUUUCACAGUCGUUGUCUCAGUCUUUUAUUUCAUCCACUAUGGCUCCUCACCAACAGCAGACUCAGCCUUUGAAAUCAGAACAUAGUAUGUUAGGCACUUCAGCCUCUUCUCAUAACUCUUUAGGUUUAAAUGGUGUUACAGGGAGCAUUUGGGACUUCAUAACUGGGAGUUUCUCUCCUAGUCCAUCCCCAGUAUUGAACAGUGGUACUAUACCCUCAACAAACUCAAACACCAGUGGAAGUGAAUUAGCUCACAUUAGACAGGAACUUGAUGAUGCCAAUCGAAAAAUAAAACGAUGGGAAGAUUCUUGGGAACAAGUAAAGCAGGCAUGUGAUGCAUGGCAGAAAGAGGCCCAAGAGGCAAAGGAACGUGCUAAAGUGGCAGAUGCUGACAAAAAACUAGCUCUUCGGAAAAAAGAAGACUUAGAAAAUAAAUUAAAAAAGCUGCAGGAACAAUUUGAUAUGUGUCUGUCCACUACAGUACUCCAUAUGAAAAGCUAUGGCGAUAUAAAAAAGAUACCAUUACCAAAGCUUCAUUCUUUACAAAACCAACUGCGUUUAGAUUUAGAAACAGUAGAUGGGGUAAUUUUCCAACUUCAUUCAAAGAAGUGUGUUGUAUGCCAAGAACAUGACCGUAGUGUAAUCCUGCAGCCAUGUCAACAUUAUGUACUUUGUGAACACUGUGCAGCUAAACAACAGGAAUGUCCUUGCUGCAAGACGAAAAAAAGAAAUGGUGACGAAAAGUCAUGGUACUUAUAAUCAUGUUAAUUAACUAGAUAUAUUGUAUGUUCUGGUAUUUUAUAUAAGAAUUAUAUCUGUAGUAAUUAAUCCAUUUACUAGUGCUAGACUGAUCUCCAUUUUAACCUUAUAAGAUAUUUUAGUUGUUUUUACUAUAGGAAAUGUGGUUUGGCUGCCUUUACAUAUUGAAUUCUAUUCAUGAAGUUCUAAAGUUCCGUGGUUAUUUCUUUCCCCACCUGGCCUUUUCAGUUUUCCACUUAUAUUCCUGGUGCACAAGCUACUCAGGUUCACUUACAGCAUAAUCACUUCUUACAGGUGUGUACUUGCAAUGCAUGAAUGGGGGAUUUAUGUCCGUGCCUCCCAUUAGCAUUAAUGUAAGACACUCAUGUAAAUACAAUACUUGUUGAUGGGAGGACCUUACCCCUCACCAUGUUUAUGGUGUGCUGUAAUCCUUUGCCAGUAUUUCUGAAUCAGUCUAACACUACUGUUUACUUGGUUAUUUGAAGAAAUUUGAUUCCUGUAAAAGCACUUUGCUAACUGUUUUUUGUUAGAGAUUGUUAUAAAUUGCUUAACCUGCUUUCUAGGUUUUAAUGUUUAUUUUUUUAAUAUUUAGUAUGAAGCUUUGUGUGUGUACUGUGAACUUAAAAUAUUUAUAUCAGUUUUACUGUUAAAUCAUAUUAUGAUAGUAUAGUAUAGUUAAAUUUCAUUUUUGGCUUUAGUAGUUACUAAAUGAACAGUUACGAGAACUUGCCUAGAAUUUUUACAGUUUAAGUCAACUGCAGACUAAUAGUAUUUAUAAGUAUACUAGCAGAGAGUGACAUUGAAAGAGACACAUAUGCGUAAAUAUUCAAAUACUUUUUUUUUAUUUUGUGAAACAAACCAGUUUUCUUAAACAACUGUGCAUUCGCAUAUUGCCCCAAGUUGGAUUUUUGUAGUCUUAAUGAAAGCAAUUGUAUAACUCCUAAUCUGUGUGAUUACCUAUCAUGAAUUGAUAUAAUCCAUAGCCACUUUUACCAAGUGCCUGUGCCUUGCACCCAAUAAAAUUGCAAAAUACGUGAAGGAAACAGUUUGCAAACAAUUUAUACCACCUAAUUCUGUACAGGACAAUUGGAUGAUAAUUAAAAUUCUCAACUUUCUGUAAUAGAAUUUCAAAAUAAUACCUUGCAAUGGACGAAAGAUACUAGGUUUUGUUUUUACAUAAAUACAAUACACCUUUUGGGUUUAGCGCUAAAAUUAUUUAAAUAUUUUAUCAGACAAUGGUGCUUUGUUGUAAUGAUUUUUUUUUAAAAAGUUGUUGUCCAUAUUUAAUGCUGAUGAUUAGGAGUAUGCAGUUUAGGAGAAGUUAAUUAUUGUAUCUUAACACUGUAUCUUGUUACUUUCCUUAAAGUUAACUAUUCUUGUAGGGAAGAGUUACCUGUGGUGUUACUUCUCUUUCCUAUUAAAUACAGGUAUGACACAGUA